Molecule: messenger RNA, 890 nt
Organism: Elgaria multicarinata webbii
Lineage: Eukaryota; Metazoa; Chordata; Lepidosauria; Squamata; Anguidae
Exons: 4
Coding region: 68-760 (230 amino acids)
Cellular component (GO): plasma membrane
Source: RefSeq, a predicted model, not a curated record
UGUUGCAACACAAAAGCACAGAGGUUCAUCGCCUUUUUUGCCCGUACGGAGCAAAAGCAGGGAGGAUAUGCGCUCAGUUAUGAAUCAACAGACUUUGAAAUUCUACAGCUGGGCAUUGCCCCCUCUUCUGAUCUCUGUCUUGCUGGUGGUUUAUGCUGGUGUUGGACAUGCAGCACUGGAGAGCACCGCCUUUUCGAGCAAUUCAUCUGCCACUUCCCACACUAUUGUGCUUCACACAAAGAGAAUAAUGACUUCUGAGCCAUGGCAUCCAUUUGUUUCUCAGACUCCAGAGAAAGAGAAAGCCAAAGAGGGAGAAAUGGUGGUCCUUGGAUGCCAGUUCCACAGCCCCCAUGGCCCAUCUUUGAAUAACCUAACCGUGAAGUGGUACAAGGAGGAUGAAAAAGGGCAGGUGGACCUUGUAGAGAACAAUGUCACUGUCUUGGCAAACAACACCAGACUUUUCAUCAUAGGGAAUUUAUCCAAUGGUAAUGCGUCUUUGACUAUCUUAAAUGUGACAACCAGCGAUCACGGCACUUAUUUCUGUCAGGUGGUUCUCUCCAGCGGAGAAGCAGUGAUAGGUGAUGGCACAAAGCUCAGGAUCCGGAGGGCACUGGGAUUGUUUGGCAUAGAAGAAUCCAUUGGAACAAUCAUCGGAGUGGCGGGAGCUGGCAUUGGAGGCUUGGUCGUUCUGAUCGUAGUUUUAAUUCCGCAACUGAGAAAGUGUCUUCCAUGUGCUAAAACAACAUCCCACCAAGCAUAACUUGGACAGUACGAUUAAAAAAAAUACCAGAUGUGCCAAGAAUGAUACCAUUUUCUGAAUGUAUGCAGAAAUGUCAGUUGUUCGCAUGUUUUUAUGUUUUCUGACUUUAAAGUAUAAUAAAAAUGUUUUA